Messenger RNA from Panicum hallii, 741 nucleotides. Its product is annotated as 16.9 kDa class I heat shock protein 3. The coding region runs from base 86 to 541 and encodes 151 amino acids. The transcript has a single exon. Lineage: Eukaryota; Viridiplantae; Streptophyta; Magnoliopsida; Poales; Poaceae. The record is from RefSeq and is a predicted model, not a curated record. Gene Ontology annotation, biological process: response to heat; protein complex oligomerization; protein folding.
CACACAGACAGAGCAACACAUACAACCUUCAGCACAACACUCCCACUCGACCGCGCUCAGAAACCCAACCGACGAGGCGACGACGAUGUCGCUCGUGAGGCGCAGCAACGUGUUCGACCCCUUCGCCGACUUCUGGGACCCCUUCGACGGCGUCUUCCGCUCCCUGGUCCCGUCCAUCGCGCCGUCGGACCGCGAUAACGACGCCUUUGCCAGCGCGCGCAUCGACUGGAAGGAGACCCCCGAGGCGCACGUCUUCAAGGCCGACCUCCCCGGCGUCAAGAAGGACGAGGUCAAGGUCGAGGUGGAGGACGGCAACGUCCUGGUCAUCAGCGGCCAGCGCAGCAAGGAGAAGGAGGACAAGAACGACAGGUGGCACCGCGUCGAGCGCAGCAGCGGCCAGUUCAUGAGGCGGUUCCGCCUGCCGGAGAACACCAAGGUGGACCAGGUGAAGGCCGGGCUGGAGAACGGCGUGCUCACGGUCACCGUGCCCAAGGCGGAGGAGAAGAAGCCUGAGGUCAAGGCUAUCGAGAUCUCCGGUUAAGCGGCCAUGGACGCGGGAAGAAGCUGUGACGAUAAUGCUCCGGUUCUGGUCCUGAUUGCUUGAUAUGUCAUGCAUGAUCUACUACGUAUUUCCCUAUGGUUGAGUAAUCUGCAAUCAAUGUUCUCCCUGUGUAAUUGUGUUGAGCAUAUAUAAAAGUAAAUAAAGCAUCAUCUGCAUCGAGGGUGUUAACAGACUAUGAG